AUGGAGCAAGAGACAACCUUGGAUCCAAAGCUAUGGCAUGCUUUUGCAGGAUCAACUGUUCAAAUCCCUUCAUUAAAUUCAACGGUCUUCUACUUCCCUCAAGGCCAUCUUGAGCACGCCCAAGCGCCGCCCACUGAUUUUCACGCCCCGCGCGUCCCACCACUCAUCCUCUGCCGCGUCGUCGCUUUAAAGUUCCUCGCCGGUGUGGACACCGACGAUGUCUAUGCCAAAAUUACACUUCUGCCACUGCCGGACGACGCCGUUGAAAGUCCAAUUCCUCCAGGCGGUAACGGCAGCGAGAAACCGGUGUUUUUCACCAAACCGCUGACGCACAAUGACACCAACGACGGCGGCGGAUUCUCCGUGCCGCGUCGCUGCGCUGAGACGGUCUUCCCGCGGCUUGACUACACGGCCGAAUCUCCGGUCCAGACCAUCAUCGCCAAAGAUAUCCACGGCGAGACCUGGAAAUUUCUACACACCUUCAGUGGAACGCCUCGCCGUCAUGUCCUGACCACCGGCUGGAGUACCUUCGUCAACCGGAAGAGUCUCAUCGCUGGCGACUCAAUCGUCUUCUUCCGCUCCGAAUCCGGCGAACUCUGCGUCGGUAUCCGCCGCGUCAAACGCUGGCCUUACCCCUGGAUUUCGAAUUUCAUCCGCGGAGACAUGAACACGGUUGAGAGGGUAACGGUGGAGGCAGUGGCGGAAGCGGUGGCGUGUGGGCAAGCGUUCGAGGUGGUUUAUUACCCUGGCGCGAGCACGCCGGAGUUCUGCGUGAAAGCGGCUGAUGUGAGAGCAGCAAUGAGGAUAAUAUGGUGCAGUGGCAUGAGGUUUAAAAUGGCGUUUGAAACAGAUGACUUUUCUGGAAUCAGCUGGUUCACGGGCACUGUCUCGGCAGUUGAAGUCGCCGAUCCAAUCCGCUGGCCUGAUUCCCCAUGGCGUCUGCUCCAGGUAGCUUGGGACGAACGGGGUUUGCUGCAAAAGAUGAAGCGGGUAAACCCAUGGCUCGUGGAAUUGGUAUCCGAAAUGCCUGCAACUUCAAUCCAUCUCUCUCCCAAGAAGAAGCUACGAACUCAGCCGCCGUUUGACGGAAUCUCUUCUGUAGCUGGUGAUGGUGACGAUGAGAUAACCGUGUCAGAUACUUUGCAAGAUGUACUGGGGAAGGUGAACGAAGACGAGUCAGAAAAAAGUCGUAGCAAGCAACAUAUGGACGAGGACGAGGAGUUGGCGCUUGCUGUGGCUAACUCGUUGAGUGAUUCAAAGUUUUCAAGACCAACUGACUCUGGUUCAGGGUCCACCAUUACAAAAGUUGCAGGCAAACCGACUAAUAUACCUUCCAAUAUGAGAAACCAAAGUUACCCAAACGAGAAAUGGAACUCCUUCUGCAAGUUCCUUGCCACCCGCGUGCCUCCAUUGACUCCCUCUGUGUGCAGAGCCGAAGACAUCAUUGAGUUUGUCUGCAAACACCAGGCUUCGGCUGACGUAGAGACCCUUGUUAGCCGCCUUAGUGCUGCGUGUGAAGUGUUGGGCAUAAAACCGGAGGACAAUCCUUUUUUCCACAGCGCAGCUGUAACAGCAUACUUGAAGGUGGCGAAAAGGAUACAUCGAGAAACAGAAUGCAUAUUAGUCUUUUCGUGCAGUGACAAUGAUUUGGACGAAGCACUUUUCAUCGAUACCAUCUCAAUAAAAUUGCAAGAGAGAGGGGUCACCCCUUUGACAUACAGUCUAUCACGGAGAAAGAACAUCGACCUGGAGAUCCUACGCAGGUCUAGUGUUGGUAUUAUGGUACUUUCAAAUAGCUAUGCUUGCGCUAGAGAGUCCAUGGAUCAUCUUGUGGCCAUCAUGGAACAUUGGAAAGCAAAAGACCUUGAAAUUAUGCCAAUACGUUUUAAGGUAACACUUUCAGACAUUUGUGGAAUGGAAGGCAGGUUUGAAUCAGCAUUUCUGCAGUAUAUGAAUUCUGUCCAGCCAGGCAUAGUUCAAAAAUGGAAGGCGACUUUAGCUGAAAUAGCGUCCAUCGAUGGACGUGAAUGGACAAAAGAGACUCAGGUUAUGCUUGCCGAGGAAGUUGUAAGUAGCGCAUGCUUAAGGCUGUAUUUGAAAAAUAGCAAGAAUCUGGUCAGAAUCUUAGCAUUGUUAGAUCACUCCCACCCUUCAGACGCUGAUAUUGUGGGAAUUUGGGGUAUGGCAGGAAUAGGGCUGAGGCAAAUGCGUGAUGAUUUUUAUUCUAAAGUAUUUGGGGAAGAAAAACUGAGCAUAGGGGCUUCUGAUGUAAAACCAAGUUUCAUGAGGAACUGGUUCCACAAAAAAACGAUUCUUGUUGUUCUUGAUGACGUGAGUAAUGCCAGAGAUGUAGAAGCUGUAGUUGGUGGGUUUGGCUGGUUUUCUCAUGGACACAGAAUCAUUUUAACCUCUAGGAGAAAACAAGUUCUUGUACAGUGUAAGGUCAAAGAGCCAUAUGCGAUCCAAAAAUUAUCAGAGUUUGAAUCUUUUCGUCUCAGCAAACUAUAUUUAAAUGAAGAAAGUGAGGUCAUCUCGGAGCUUAUGAGCUGCAGUAGUGGUAUCCCAUUGGUCCUCAAAGUUUUGGGUUCUACUUUAUCAAAGAAGCAUGUAAACGAUAUGAAGGAACAUCUUCAGAGAUUGCGGAGGAUUCCUCCAUCUCCGAUUCAGGAAACAUUUCGGAGAAGCUUUGAUGGACUGGAUGAAAACGAAAAGAACAUAUUUUUGGACCUUGCAUGUUUUUUCAGAGGGGAGGACAAAGAUCACGUGGUGCAAUUACUUGAUGCUUGUGGGUUUUGUACAUAUUUGGGAAUCUGUGAGCUCAUUGACGAGUCUCUCAUUAGCCUUUCGGACAAUAAGAUAGAGAUCCCUAUUCCUUUUCAAGACAUGGGUCGAUUUAUUGUUCAUGAGGAAGACGAGGAUCCAUGCGAACGUAGCAGAUUGUGGGACUCUAACGACAUCGCCAAUGUAUUGAAAAACAAUUCAGGAACUGAAGCAAUUGAGGGAAUAUUCAUGGAUGCGUCUGACUUGACCUGUGAGUUGAGUCCUACUGUGUUUAGUGAGAUGCAUAGACUUAGAUUGCUGAAGUUUUAUAGCUCCACAUCUGGGAAUGAGUGCAAGCUAAAUCUACCUCAAGGCAUUGACAUUUUGCCUGAUGAGCUAAGGCUACUUCACUGGGAGAAUUACCCUCUGAAAUACUUGCCUCAGAAAUUUAUUCCUGAGAACCUCGUAGAGGUAAACAUGCCUUAUAGCAACAUGGAGAAGUUAUGGCAAAGGCAGAAAAAUCUCGGGAAGCUAAAGAAAAUCAAACUGAGUCACUCCAGAAAUCUAAAUGAUGUCAUGAUGUUAUCAGAAGCCAUGAACCUUGAAUAUAUAGAUCUUGAAGGAUGUACGAGUCUGGUUGACGUUAGCACAUCCAUUCCUCUUAGUGGGAAGCUUGUUUCUUUGAAUAUGAAAGACUGUUCUCAUUUGCGAACUUUGCCUGCCAUGCUUGGUUUAACAUGCCUCAGGCUUCUUAAUUUGUCUGGAUGCUCAGAGCUCGAGGAGAUUCAGAAUUUUGCACCAAACUUGAAACAGUUAUAUCUAGCUGGGACUGCCAUAACAGAGCUUCUAUUGUCAACCGAUAAUAUUGGUCAACUUGUUACGCUAGAUCUGGAGAACUGCAGAAGGCUUCAGCACCUGCCAUUUGGGAUAAAGAACUCGAGAUCUAUUGCCGAGCUUAAGCUUUCUGGUUGCUCAAGUCUUGAUCUCCGAAAGCGGAAAAGUUGA
Molecule: messenger RNA, 3765 nt
Organism: Microthlaspi erraticum
Lineage: Eukaryota; Viridiplantae; Streptophyta; Magnoliopsida; Brassicales; Brassicaceae
Source: the annotation of a GenBank genome assembly